This is a messenger RNA of Penicillium malachiteum, 1281 nucleotides long. RefSeq lists its product as uncharacterized. The record is from RefSeq and is a predicted model, not a curated record. The transcript has a single exon. Bases 1 to 1281 code for a protein of 426 amino acids. Lineage: Eukaryota; Fungi; Ascomycota; Eurotiomycetes; Eurotiales; Aspergillaceae.
AUGCCGCAAAUUUAUAAUACCCCAGAAUUUUUGCUUGCUCGCUCGGAUUCCAGAAAUCCAGCAACCACAUGUAGAGGCAUUACUGGCCAAGGCCGGCCUUGUCGCCGCUCCUUGGCGCCUUCUGAAACCCCGAGUCCAGCAUCAACUCCUCGAAAGAGUAAUCAGCAGGCCGGUGUGCCAGAUUUGGCCUCUUUAUACUGCUGGCAGCAUAAGGACCAAGCUGUUUCGUCAACACCGAGCAGCGCUCCAACUACUAUAUCGGCCAAGCCGAAUCGGAAGUCCAGCAUCGACACACUAAUGGAUCGACUCGGUGUUCUCGAAAUCAAAGAUGAAAAACCGGCUCCAAAUGGACGCAAGCCACGCCCAAAGCAAACUUUUUGCUGUUUCACUAUCGCUGAGGACGAAGAGGACCGUCGCCCAGCUAGACCGGUACAAAAACCCAUGCAAACUCGGCCAUCGCAAAGUACAAGACCAUCUACGCAAAAUUCAAACCAAAAUGUACAGCGUCCACAGUAUGAAAGUGUCUCCUCGGCUUCACAGACAGCUUUGAAGCCUCCUGUCCCAAAUAUACGCCAAUCUUCAUCGUCGUCACAAACCAAGUCCCUGCUAUCGUGGAUUCCCUCGACACUGUCUCCGAAAACAACAUCUGUGCUUCUUACUGAACUAGCAAAGCCUAUCUCCGAUGCCGAUGACGACGGAUAUAUUUAUAUGUUCUGGUUGACACCGCAAACCUCAGCAACACGCAGCGCUACACAAGAUCCACUACCGAGAGACAUUGCAUCUUCGCUACUCCCAUCAGCACCAUCGGGCAACAGUAAUUUCCGACCUCCAUCUCAGCCUCGCAGUAUCAGCGAUGCUAUCAAUGCCGCGCGUGAUCUUAACGCUCUAACCUCAAACCCGACAUCAACGACGCCGGGGACACUCCGAUUGAAAAUUGGUCGCACAAAUAAUGUGCAUAGAAGGAUGAAUGAAUGGACGCGACAAUGCUCGUACGAUCUUACUUUGAUCCGCUACUACCCUUAUACACAUGAUGCAUCUUCAUACACUUCUUCAUCACCGGCUACAGCUAUGGUACCAGGUCGGAAAGUACCGCAUGUGCAUCGCGUGGAACGGCUGAUUCACCUUGAGUUGGGGGAAAUACGGAUACAUGACUUGGGGAAGUGUCCAGAAUGUGGGAAGGAGCAUCGAGAGUGGUUUGAGGUUGAAGCAGCGAAAGAGGCACUGCAAACUGUUGAUGAAUGUGUGCGUCGAUGGGUUUCUUGGGCAGAGUCUGUAAAAUAA